AUGAAGACGCCCACGUCUAAUCACGCUGUUGCAGCCAGCAAGGGCUUCGCCUUUGUCAUCACGGACACGUCUGGCAAGCCCAAGUCAGACGAUCGGAAACUCAUACGUAGCCAUGUAAUGCGAGGCAAGAAUACACGCGCGUCUCACAGCGGCCCAAAGCGCCCGACCACCUGGGUCAAUCAAAGUAGCCCAGAUCCUCCCCAGGAAACAGAACAAUUUGCGCCGAGGUCACUUUCUACAAUCAUCAAGGAGCCGAGAAAGGCAAGGCUAUACAGUGAAGCAUGGGUCGAGCAUGUAUUCCGCACACCCAAUGACCUGUACAUGUUCCAAUUUGCCGAUGACAUUGACGCGGCGUCUCGAGGCAUGCUGUUCGAAUUUUACGCCAUUAUCAAAGAAACAAUGUACCCUAUAGAGUGGUGUCUGCAGUACGAUGAGAGCAAAACUCCAUGGUUCUACUGGCUGCUCACGGACGCGGCGUUUCUGCAUUCCAUCCUCUUCACCGUCGGACUGUUGCAUGACUCUGUCAAAGGAGAGAGUGCAAGCAAGAAGACCAACUUCCAUGUUUGGAAGACCUUACACCUAUUGAACAAAAACAUUGCCAAUCAAAAUAUGGCCUUGGCCGACUCCACGAUAGCCACGAUUGUCUCCAUGUGUAUGGUAGCCGAAAUCUUCGGACAGCGAGACAGCGCUGCAGCACACAUCAAAGGUAUGCGGCAGAUAGUGAAGCUUAGAGGCGGGAUCGAGAGUUUCUCUCACAACCUUCAGUUACAGGUCAAGAUUUGCCGAGUGGAUAUUGGCUGGAGUCUAUGCACCGGCGAUACACCGCUUUACUUCCAGAACAGCUUCUCAUGGGAGCCCGCUUUUUCUCCUAUACUUGGCAAACUACCUGUUGGAUCUGAGAUCUGUCCUGGUUCUUCUCACAUACUACUUCUCUUGGACGCGUCUGACAGUCGCUUGGGCAACGUCUUUCAAGAUCUCCACGACUUCUCCCGCCUGGCGACCGCGCUAUACCAAACCAAUCGCAAGAUUGAUCCGAACCUGUUUCAACAGUUCAUGACUUGUGUCCAAUACCGUCUCCUGUAUUUGGAGGCGACGACACAGAAUCCACUGGCCGACCUUGGCCGCCUUGGGAUGAUUAGCUACAUCACCACCCUCUUCCUCCAAGUUCAGGGAGCCAAAAUCAGCUUCACCUCCCUGGCUAGCAAUCUCAGGUCAGCAUGCCAAAACUUCGAGGUACUAGCGUCCACAUGCAGUACGACCAGGCUUUUGUUAGCCUGGACUCUUGUGGUCGGUGCUAUAUCCGUUUUGGAAGAGGAAGACGAUAGCUGGUUGUUGCCAAAGUUGGCCAACCUGCGAGACUCUCUGGGACCUACAUGGCCCGAAGCCAAGGCGAAGCUCGAGGAAGUUAUCUGGACUGAGAACAUUCAUGACUCGGCAGGUAUUAAGGUUUUUGAAAAGCUGGUGCUUUACGUUGCCAAAGUACCGAGAAACAGCAACUGA
Molecule: messenger RNA, 1500 nt
Organism: Colletotrichum orchidophilum
Lineage: Eukaryota; Fungi; Ascomycota; Sordariomycetes; Glomerellales; Glomerellaceae
Exons: 3
Coding region: 1-1500 (499 amino acids)
Source: RefSeq, a predicted model, not a curated record